GUGAUUUGGUCGAGGAGAUCAAGCUUCCCAACCAACCCGUGGACGAUGGGGUGCUCUUCCGCUCGGAUUCCGAGGAGUCGUCUGAGUCCAACGAGGACGUCUUCGGCGAGACGCAGUCCUCGGUUCGUCGCAAAUCGGGAGUUUUGGACAUGAAGCGCAGGUUGCAGCAGAUGCUUGCUCAGACGUCGACGAAUGCACUGGACUUGUACCACAACACGGGCUACACUCAGCGCAUCGCACGACAUCCCUGGUUCGACAUCGCGGUGAUGUGUGGCAUCUUCUUGAAUUGCAUUUGGCUUGGGAUUGAUGCUGCCUGGAAUGACUCCGAUGUCCUGAUUGAGACAGAUCCAAUUUUCCUCGUUGUUGAGAACAUCUUUUGCCUCUUCUUCGUCAUUGAGCUGUCCAUCCGUUUCGGGGCCUACAAGCGGAAGUUGACGGCUCUGAAGGACAUCGGUUUCGUCGUUGACCUUAUUCUCGUGAUACUGAUGGUUCUGGAAAUAUGGCUGCUUGCGAUCAUCCAGCUCGCAACUCUGACCGGGAACACGCCCUCAACAUUCAAUCCGGCCUUCCUGCGGCUGACACGAGUCUUCAAGUUCUUCCGCAUGGUGCGGCUGGUGCGGCUCUUGCGCUACACCCCAGAGAUCGUGAUCUUGGUCAAAGGCCUGGGUGUCGCAUCUCGUUCGGUGUUCUUUACCUUGUGCCUGCUGGGCUUGCUCAUCUAUGUAUAUGGCAUCGCCUUCAAACACUUGUGCAAGGAGACGGAUGUUGGCAAAGCCUACUUCAGCACUUUGUCCCAAUCGAUGUUCACUCUGUUCUUCACCGGCUGCUUCUUCGACGGUAUACCUGCCUUGGCCGAGAUGAUGUUCCAGGAGCACCUCAUUCUUGGCGGGAUGUUCAUGAGCUUCCUGCUCAUGGCGCCGUUGACGGUGCUGAACAUGCUGGUGGGCGUUCUCGUGCAGGUGCUACAAGUUCUAUCGCAGUGUGAAAACGACGCGCUUACGGCCACAUUCCUGCGCGACCAUACCAUCCAAAUCGUGACCAAGUUGGAUUCAAACAACGAUGGCAACGUCGAUAUCGAAGAGUUCAGCCGUUUGGUGAAACAGCCCGGAAUGGUGAAGGCUCUGCACGAGGCCGAUAUCGACGUCACGGCCCUGGUCAGCGAAGCCGAGCUGCUGUUCAACGGGCAGGAGAAGCUGAGCAUCGACGACUUUGUCGCAGCGAUUCAAGCUUUCAGACGCACCAACUCGGUGACCAUCAAGGACUUGCUGCAGUUCCGGCGCAUGUUACGCAAGGACACAGAGGAAGUGCUGCGGCAUCAGAACAAGACACUGCAGAAAUCCGUCCGGAAGGCGACCAAACACAAGCGGCUGUACUGA
Messenger RNA from Symbiodinium sp. CCMP2456, 1376 nucleotides. Lineage: Eukaryota; Dinophyceae; Suessiales; Symbiodiniaceae. The record is from the annotation of a GenBank genome assembly.